AAUUUGACAGAGCGCGGAGGAAAAAUCCGCGAGAAGGUGGUGGAAGAAGAUGGCGGUGAUGGGGCCGAGUUUGCAAUAUUUCUGAAUAGGCUAGUCCAGUAACUAUUGGGGCCAUGGCGUCAAACUCAACUAAGUCUUUCUUGGCAGAUGCCGGCUAUGGUGAACAGGAGCUGGAUGCUAACUCUGCCCUUAUGGAAUUAGACAAAGGUCUAAGAUCUGGCAAACUCGGUGAACAAUGUGAAGCAGUUGUUCGCUUUCCCAGGCUCUUUCAAAAGUAUCCAUUCCCUAUUCUCAUCAAUUCUGCAUUCCUAAAGUUAGCUGAUGUUUUCAGAGUUGGAAACAAUUUCCUGAGGCUCUGUGUUCUUAAAGUUACUCAACAAAGUGAGAAGCAUUUGGAGAAGAUUCUAAAUGUGGAUGAAUUCGUGAAGAGAAUUUUCUCUGUGAUUCAUAGUAAUGAUCCUGUAGCAAGAGCCAUCACACUCCGGAUGUUGGGGAGUCUGGCAUCAAUAAUUCCUGAGAGGAAGAAUGCUCACCAUAGCAUUCGUCAGAGUCUGGAUUCACAUGAUAAUGUAGAAGUUGAAGCUGCUGUGUUUGCUGCUGCCAACUUUUCUGCACAGUCAAAGGAUUUUGCUGUGGGAAUCUGUAACAAAAUCAGUGAAAUGAUUCAAGGCUUAGCCACACCAGUCGACCUGAAGCUGAAGUUAAUCCCAAUCCUGCAGCACAUGCACCAUGAUGCCAUCCUGGCCUCCAGCGCUCGUCAGCUUCUACAGCAGCUAGUCACAUCCUAUCCUUCCACCAAAAUGGUGAUUGUUUCUCUGCACACGUUUACUCUGCUGGCAGCUUCAUCUUUGGUGGAUACACCUAAGCAGAUCCAGCUUCUCUUACAGUAUUUGAAGAAUGACCCCAGAAAAGCAGUAAAGAGACUUGCUAUUCAAGAUCUGAAAUUACUUGCCAAUAAAACACCACACACUUGGAGUAGGGAAAACAUUCAGGCCCUCUGUGAAUGUGCCCUCCAGACUCCUUAUGACAGCUUGAAGCUGGGGAUGUUGUCUGUCCUGUCCACACUCUCAGGGACCAUUGCUGUCAAGCACUAUUUCAGCAUAGCUUCAGGAAAUGUGGGUUCUUCUCCCAGAUCCUCUGAUUUAGUCAAAUUAGCCCAAGAGUGCUGUUACCAUAAUAACAGAGGCAUUGCAGCUCAUGGGGUCAGAGUCCUGACUAAUAUAACCGUCUCUUGUCAAGAAAAAGACCUAUUAGCACUGGAACAAGAUGCUGUUUUUGGCCUGGAAUCCCUUCUGGUACUUUGUAGUCAAGAUGAUAGUCCAGGUGCUCAAGCCACUUUAAAGAUUGCUCUGAAGUGUAUGGUGAAGUUGGCCAAGGGCAGACCCCAUCUUAGCCAGUCCGUGGUUGAGACCCUGUUGACUCAGUUGCAUAGUGCUCAGGACGCUGCCCGGAUCCUCAUGUGCCAUUGCCUGGCCGCCAUUGCCAUGCAGCUGCCAGUGCUGGGCGAUGGAAUGCUGGGCGACCUCAUGGAGCUCUACAAGGUUAUCGGACGAUCAGCCACGGACAAGCAGCAGGAACUUCUGGCUGCCAGUACACCACUGAAUCCUUUAAGUUUUCAGUGUGAAUUUGUAAAACUCAGGAUUGACCUUCUGCAAGCCUUCUCUCAACUUAUCUGUACUUGUAACAGUCUAAAGACAAGCCCCCCUCCUGCAAUCGCCACAACAAUCGCCAUGACUUUAGGAAAUGAACUUCAGAGGUGUGGUCGCAUCUCUAAUCAGAUGAAACAAUCUAUGGAAGAAUUCCGAAGCCUUGCUUCCCGAUAUGGGGAUCUUUAUCAGGCAUCUUUUGAUGCUGAUUCGGCAACUUUGAGGAAUGUAGAGCUACAGCAGCAGAGCUGUUUACUGAUGUCUCACGCAAUAGAAGCUCUGAUUUUAGAUCCAGAAUCUGCAAGUUCCCAGGAAUAUGGAUCUAUAGGAGCAGCCCAUGCUGAUAGUGAAUAUGAGAGAAGAAUGAUGUCUGUAUAUAAUCAUGUCUUGGAGGAGGUGGAAUCACUCAAUCGGAAAUAUACCCCUGUUUCUUAUAUGCAUACAGCAUGCCUCUGCAAUGCCAUCAUUGCUUUGCUGAAAGUUCCUCUUUCAUUUCAGAGGUAUUUUUUCCAGAAACUGCAAUCCACCAGCAUUAAGCUUGCUCUGUCGCCAUCCCCCCGGAACCCUGCAGAGCCCAUCGCUGUCCAGAAUAACCAGCAGCUGGCGCUGAAGGUGGAGGGAGUGGUUCAGCAUGGAUCUAAACCAGGACUGUUUCGCAAAAUUCAGUCUGUCUGUCUGAAUGUUUCUUCUACGCUACAGAGUAAAUCUGGACAAGAGUACAAGAUACCCAUUGACAAUAUGACCAAUGAGAUGGAGCAGAGGGUUGAGCCUCAUAACGACUACUUUAGUACACAAUUUCUUUUGAACUUUGCUAUCCUUGGAACACACAACAUUACUGUGGAAUCUUCAGUGAAAGACGCCAAUGGUAUCGUAUGGAAGACUGGUCCCAGAACUACCAUAUUUGUAAAAUCCUUGGAAGACCCGUAUUCCCAGCAAAUUCGCCUGCAACAGCAGCAAGCCCAGCAACCAUUACAACAGCAGCAACAACGAAAUGCCUACACGCGGUUUUAACCAUGUGACGAAUGCACUAUAGACUUUACAGGGAUUGAUUAAAUUAGCAGAAGUACUCUGCAUCUUCAUAUGGAUUAAGAUAUGAAAGUUAUAAUGUGGAGUCCAUUUACUCCUUGGUUUCUGUAAUGUAAUAUUCUAAAAAAUAUAGGGGUUUUUUUUUCCCCCUUACAAAUUUCUCAUUUGAGAAAAAUGGGGUUCUUAACCAGAAAUAUUUUUUUCCUUGUUCCUUUGACCAGGUCCCUUAUCUCAUAAUUACCAUUUUCAUUCUUUUAUUAUUCUUUUUAGUGUGGCUGAGCCUUUUCUUUUUCUUUUAAGUCACAUAUUGGGAUCAUUGAAUUAGUAAAUUUGACUGCUUCUCUACCAAAAUAUAUCACCAGCUGCCUGUGAUUCUGAGCUGCACCUCGGGAAGUUCUGACCAGUACUGACCCUGGUGGUAAAACCGAGUCCUCCCAUCGAUGGACUCGGAAGUGUCUCCUGAACCAUCAGUCUUCUGGAAAAUGAGAGCAGGCAGACAAACAGCAUCGACACAUCCUGCUGUAUUAUUUCAACUCCUUAUCUGUCCUAUGCUAAAGCAAACUUAAUUUAUUGUUUUAGUACUUAAUUGAACCAAAGUGCAGCUAAAAAUUACAUAGACAUAUUGGAGAUUAAUAAUUUGUUUUUUCUAAUAUGUGUGUGAUUGUGUAGACUUUUUACAUUGUUUCUAAGAGUAAAAAAAAUCACUCACAUUUAAUAUCUCAAUGUUUUAAGGUAGGAGGGCAGAUCUUUGGUUUAGUUUCUUGGCAUGUUAUGUAAUGCUAGACUUGAUUGCCUAGAAAGAACAGUCUCUUUUUAACACAACCCCAAUUAGAUGGGAUGCUCAGGGAAUAGAAGUUUUCUAGUUAGCCAGAAAACCCCUUUUUUUUUUCUAUUUCAAUACUGGUUAAAAACGUUAUAAAAUCUAAUACUGAUAUACUUUCUUGUCUUAACACAGUAUACUAGAUAUAAUUAACCGAUCUUUCUGGAUUUGGGAUCAUUUAGUUCUUUGGGAUCAUGAUUUCUGAACAUUGGGGAUCACAGCAUUGCAGAGAUUGAUGAUAUGGGCAGUUGGAUUCGGAGUAGCUCCUAAGAUGAAGCAGGCACAUUCCUUGGAAAUUUCUUUUUAAAAUAAAUAUCUCCAUUUCUUUG
Molecule: messenger RNA, 3821 nt
Organism: Myotis brandtii (Brandt's bat)
Lineage: Eukaryota; Metazoa; Chordata; Mammalia; Chiroptera; Vespertilionidae
Gene: INTS7
Product: integrator complex subunit 7
Exons: 18
Coding region: 114-2657 (847 amino acids)
Biological process (GO): snRNA 3'-end processing
Cellular component (GO): integrator complex
Source: RefSeq, a predicted model, not a curated record